GCCGUUUUCAACAUAUAUGUCCCACGUAUCAAGAAUUUGAUUGGACACAAGUUGCAAUGUUUGCCCUCCCAGCAGCGUCCAAUGUUUCAAUCAUUGUUUGAUGCUCAUGACAAAGAGGUGGAUAAAUACUGUGAUUCCCUACAGUUGAGCCAUCAGAUGAUUGUUUCGAAGCAGAUUGAACUCUCUGAAACAUUUGGUGAAAUGAUCGAUGAAGUUUUGAGAGCUGCAACGCAGCGCGAUUCACAGCCACAAGAUAACCCCCCCACUACCUCAAUGCCUCCAACAAAUGAUCCAAUAUCCACACCAACUGUUCCAACACCUGAUAAACAACAACAUGAUCAGGAAAGCCAUGUUCCUACUGAUCAUAUCAAAGUAUCAGAUGAUAUUGUCAGUGGGAACGUCUGCAAAAAAGCUGCAGCUAUGGAUGAUCCUAUUUUUGACAAGACUCCAAAAUCUAAUGCUCCCACAACAGACAAGCCUGCUGAUCCUAAGUUAACACCAAAAAUAAAUAGUGAAGGACAAAAAUCUGUUACACAUGAUACUCCUGUAUCUGGUGCACCUCUGUUUGAUAAAACCCCAUUGACAGAUGCAACUACUGACCUGGUUGCAAAGGAUAGUUCCUGUAAAGACGCAGUCGCUGAACAUCCCCACGUGUCACGUGAAGACUGUGCUCGCAACCUGCUUAAGUUCAUUUUGUCAGGAAAACUAGAUCCGAGCAUGUCUAUCAUUAAUUUUGGAGGAUUUGGAGGGUCUGUCCUUGAUGUUGUCCAGUCGUUUGGUCCCAACAAAUGUCUUGAGAAUACUUUCAUGCAGGGAUUUAUCGACUGUAUUCGUCAGGAUGACGUAUUAUACAAUCCAGAUUCUGUAAUCAACACUCUAAUACUGAACGUCAACGUUGGGACCGUUUUGAAUAUUGAGGAGUUUGAACAACACAGUUCAAAUCCACAGCCCUUCACAACAACACUUCUUAAAGAACAUCUUGAACCGACCCUACCUUCAGAUGAUGUUCUAAACCAGAUUAAAUUGUUUUAA
Molecule: messenger RNA, 1032 nt
Organism: Zea mays
Lineage: Eukaryota; Viridiplantae; Streptophyta; Magnoliopsida; Poales; Poaceae
Exons: 9
Coding region: 82-1032 (316 amino acids)
Source: RefSeq, a predicted model, not a curated record